This is a messenger RNA of Bolinopsis microptera, 2132 nucleotides long. RefSeq lists its product as uncharacterized. The record is from RefSeq and is a predicted model, not a curated record. Gene Ontology annotation, molecular function: protein binding. NCBI's taxonomy places the organism in Eukaryota, Metazoa, Ctenophora, Tentaculata, Lobata, Bolinopsidae. The coding region runs from base 21 to 1961 and encodes 646 amino acids. The transcript has a single exon.
UUCCUCAUAGAAACAGCUUAAUGUCUGGAGAUGAGGUCGAGGAGAAAACAUACCUAAAAUCACGUGUAUUUGGAUCUCACACCAUAACCCUCGGUGCAGUCGUCAAAUCUUCUGACCACAUAUUUGUUCCUCGGUCACGUGACAUUACAGCAUGGUCGGUUACAGGAGAAUCAGAAGGUGAUAACACCAUUAACACAGUUACAGGAGAAUCAGAAGGUGAUAACACCAUUAAAACACCCCACAGAAGUAUUAUAACCUUCAUCUGCGAGUCCCCUCCCACAAAAAAUGGUUCCAUGUUCCGUGCUAGUUGUGACUGGAGUGGACUGGUUGCCCUGUACGACUCUCAUUGGAAUUUCAAAUAUUCCUUCCAAGCUCCAAACCCUCCAACAGCUACUGUUAAAUUCCUGACUCCCACUAAGUUAGCUGUACUGACUCGAGGGCAUGAUGACUUUAAGCCGGGGUGUGUUAUUAUUUACCAGCUAGGGGAACGUGGUGUUGUGUGGAAAUCUGAGGAGUUGUACGAUAAUAUCUGGCAGAUAGCUUGUCACCAGGGUGAUCUGUUUGUUUGGAAGUGGGUAGAGCCUGUCUUCACCUUGAUCAGGUACAAUGAGGAGCUGGAUGUUGUGAAUCAGUUUGAGGUGAUGUCGGAGAAGAGUGCUGCAAUCGGACAUGCUAUCAGUGAUAAGCAUAUAGUUUUAGCGCUUUCGUCACGAGAUUUGAUCCUUCUUGAUUCAGAAACAAUGGCACAGAAAGAUUCGAGUAAACUUAGAGCUGUUUCUAAAUCCCCUAUUUGGGCUAUGGUGUUUGUGUCUGAAGAUGAAGUUCUGCUUCAACAAAGUAGGGAUAAUUUCAUCGUGCUGAAUUUAAUAACUGGAGCCACUGUUAAAUCAUUUAAAGGACCAUCAGGUUUUGUGUGUUUCAUGGAACUAGUUGAUCUAUCACUUUGGAUAGGCACUGUAGACGGAGUCUUUCGAGUAAAGUUUUCCUCAAAAGAUAUUGUCCAAGAAUCAGAUCUUAACUCAGGGCUGUUAGAACUGACAACUGAGAUGAGCUCCUUUCUGUUCCACGAAAUAGUGUGUUGUGGAGUUUGUGUUGACGACAACUACAUUGUGAGCGGUGACCUGGGUGGGAACGUUUUGGUCUGGGACUCUAGUCUCCCAGGUGACAACCCUAGUCUCCAUGACAACCCUAGUCUCCAUGACAACCCUGGUCUCCAUGACAACCCUGGUCACCAUGACAACCCUGUGUUCAGGACUAAGAUAGAGGACAGUGUCAGAUGUUUGAACUCUGUUAGAACUGGAGAGAAUGUGAGCGUGUUUAUUGGUACUCUGUCUGGGUGUCUGCUUCAGUGGGACAUGAGGAGUGAACCUAAAGUUGUUACUUACAAAGAAGACACUAUAACCUGCAUCAGAACAACUCGUGAUAGGUUAUGUUUUGGAAUGGUUACUGGAGACAUUGAGCUUUACGAAAUUAGCAGUGCCAGUGUCCUGACCAAACUAUUUAAUUUGAGAGUUCACAACCCUGUUCACUCAGAAACUGACCCCAGAUUCGGAUCCUUGAACCUGAAAGCAGAGAUCUGGUCCCUGGAGUUCAGUCCUUGUUCCACUAAAAUAGCAACCUGCUCAGAAGACCAAACAGUGAAGAUAACCUCCCUGGAAACUAAACAAACACUCUCAACCUUUAAAGACCACACCCUAGCUGUCACGUGUCUCUCCUGGGUCCUCCACUCAGGUCUCUCUCUGCUACUCAGCUGUUCUGAUGACAACACUGUGGUCAUCAGGGAGACUCUCACUAAGGUGAAACUCAGACAACUUGUUCUACCCUCGGGGAUGGUAGGGUUCUGUACCCUCACCUACAUUGGAGUCCUGACACCAUCGUUAUCAGAGGAUUACCUGAAACGAAUAGGCUCAUUACUGGGACUAAUGUCAGUGAAAUAUUUGAAGAACUCAGUAGCAAGAUAACGGUGGCAUGUGGAUCUGAGAACGGGUACCUGAUACUGAGAGAUGUGGUGAGUGGUGGAGUGAUAUUUAAUGAGAGGGUCCACCAGGGUUCUAUAGAGGGGACUAGUGUGUGAGGGGGGCAGGGUGGUUACUUGCUCUUCUGACUGCUGUGUUCAGGUGCAUGAUGUCUUA